This is a messenger RNA of Hypanus sabinus (Atlantic stingray), 4565 nucleotides long. RefSeq lists its product as uncharacterized. The coding region runs from base 3477 to 4379 and encodes 300 amino acids. Lineage: Eukaryota; Metazoa; Chordata; Chondrichthyes; Myliobatiformes; Dasyatidae. Gene Ontology annotation, molecular function: zinc ion binding; nucleic acid binding. The transcript is spliced from 2 exons. The record is from RefSeq and is a predicted model, not a curated record.
CUCUCGGAAUGUAUUUCAUUUUUUAAUAAAAUGACGACUUUAAAGCGAGCACUUAAUGCCCAGGCUUUACUGAGAGAGUUGACCAGCAAAUAAUUUGUCUUGCAAAUUUCACAACAUAUGCUGGUGAUAUUAAACCUGAUUCUGAUAUUGCUGCUAUUCCUUCUGCUGAAAUCAGCUCAGAGGAUGUUGUAUUGUUAGAGGUAGUAUCUUACAAAUAAUUCAGCAAGCUGAGGCCCUGUAGGCCUCUCUGGUGUGUAAAAGGUCAUAGUAUAUUUAAGAUGUUCAGGGUAGUUUGAGUCGAUGUUCUCUUCAGUAGUUGUACAUUAAUCAAAAUGACCUGAAUGAAUUUUUUGGUUUUACUUAUAUUUCUAUACAUAGAACAUAGAAUAGUACAGUACAUUACAGGCCCUUUGGCUCACAAUGUUGUCCCGACCCUCAAACCCUGCCUCCCAUAUAACCCCCCACCUUAAAUUCCUCCAUAUACCUGUUUAGUAGUCUCUUAAACUUCACUAGUGUAUCUGCCUCCACCAGUGACUCAGGCAGUGCAUUCCACGCGCCAGCCACUGAGUAAAAAACCUUCCUCUAAUAUCCCCUUUGAACUUCCCUCCCUUACCUUAAAGCCAUGCCCUCUUGUACUGAGCAGUGGUGCCCUGGGGAAGAGGCACUGGCUGUCCAUUCUAUCUGUUCUUCUUAGUAUCUCGUGCACCUCUAUCAUGUUUCCUCUCAUCCUCCUUCUCUCCAAAGAGUAAAGCCCUAGCUCCCUUAAUCUCUGAUCAUAAUCCAUACUCUCUAAACCAGGCAGCAUCCUGGUAAAUCUCCUCUGUACUCUUUCCAAUGCUUCCACAUGCUUCCUAUAGUGAGGCGACUAGAACGGGACAUCUACAAGGCACCUUAAUGAGUAUAAUAUGACUGUUGCAUUUACUGCACCAAAUUUUAGGGGUUAACUGGUAAUAAACAGUAAGUCAUCCCUGAAAAUGUACAUUAAAAAUGUUUCCUUCCAUGUAGGUUAAAACUUUGUUUUGGAAUAGAAUGUCAACCAUGCAUUUUGUUGCAACAAUGCAGCUUUUAAACUGCAGGUAUUUUGCAACCAACAACCAAGAGACCAAAGCAUGAACUACAGUACCACUUUUGCCCACACUGUACCAUAAUAUGUGGAUCCCGUAUCAGCCUGUACAGCCACUUCAGACCCACCAGCAACCCCCUAGGAGAAUAUCAUAACUAACUCUAGUGAUUACACUACUAGUAUUGUGCAACUCCAUUAGUUUAUAGAGAAAAUCUGCAGGUGCUGGAAAUCCGCGAAACGUACACAAAAUGCUGGAGGAACUCAGCAGACCUGGCAGCAUCUAUGGAAAAAAAGUACAGUCGAUGUUAUGGACAGAAACCCUUCAACAGGACCUUCUUUAUUUACUAGUAGAAUUGGUAUUGCAUGUUGUUACGAAUGAUGAGCAACUCUGAUGGGCAGAAGGGUACAGAAUUGCCAAUGCCCCCCCCUUUUUUUUUGGAGAAUCGUAAAUCGCUACUAUUCCGAUGCUGUUAUCAAGGGAGAUGAGAGAGACACAGGAUAACAGCAAAAGGCAGUUGUUAUUGACAACACUCAUGAAAAAUUAAAGAGAGAGAGGUCCACAGGUUGGAAUGUCUCCUGUUGACAAAGAGAGAGAUUACUGCUAUUGUCUCUUGGAGACGGAAUCGUGUAUUGAGUACAGUUCUAUUCAUUGAAACCCCUCGGGGCAACCAGAGUGGUCUGGUUGAUGUGUUGCUUCAUCCCAACCUGAUUGACACCUGAUACCCCGUGAGUGGGGAUAAAAGUAGGGUCUGGGGAAACACCCCUCAGACGUACUAGGAGAGACGCUAUGAGACUGGUGGGGGCUUGUGUGUGUGUCCGCCCUUGCCUGGGUGACGAGUCCUCCACGGAAUGGUCUAGCUAAAGGAUGGAGGGGUCAUACGUGAAUGGCCACAAAAACAACGCAUCGACGGAUCAAGAUCGUAAAAGGAAAGUCAGCAAGUCAAUAGCUGUUUCCCUCUCUCUCUCUCCAACAAUUGCAACACAGUGAUCAACAACUACCGCAGCCUGCAUGAACUGUACUGAACUUUAUAUUUCCAUCAGACAAUUCAUUAUUCCCUAGACAAGGAUAGAGCUUAUUUCUUAUUGAUUAUUAUUAUACCUGCACUUUUAAGUUUAGUAUUGAUGUCGUAUAUUAUCGGUAUAUUUGCAUUGAUAUUAUUUUUGUGUAUUUUUACUAAUAAAUACUGUUAAAAAUAGUAUCAUCAGACUUCAACGGAUACUCCUAUCUUUGCUGGUAAGAUACCCAGUUACGGGGUACGUAACAACUUGGGGCCUCGUCUCGAGAUUUGAUAUCAAAUUGGAGGGCCAGUGCAUUGGGCUUUUAAGUCCAUAUUUGGAUCUGGUUGCGCAGGUAACAAGACGGGAAACCAGCAAAGAUGGACAUAGAAGAAUUUACACAAAACCCAACUUUGAAGGCGCUAGAGGAGGCCACAAAGACGGACUUGGUAAAUAUUGCGAAAGGACUAAAUCUCGCAGAGGUGAGGUUGUCAAUGAAAAAGUGGGAGGUGCAGAGGGCCAUAACUCAGUAUUAUAUUGUGAAGAAUGUUUUUUCGGCUGAGGUAUUGGAACAGAUCCCUGAAAAGGUACCAGCUAGUGGGACGGUUCAGUUAGAGUUGGAAAAAUUGAGGCUGGACGUGGAACAGAGGAAAAGGGAGUAUGAGCUCCAGCUAAAGGAGUUAGAGGCGAAGAGGGAGCAUGAAAUUAGGUUAAAACAGCUGGAAGCAGCUGAAAAGGAGAAGGAAAGAGCUGAAAAGCAGAGGGAGCAUGAAAUUAGGUUAAAACAGCUGGAAGCAGCUGAAAAGGAGGAAGGAAAGCUGAAAACCAGAGGGAGCAUGAACGCAAGUUAAAACAGCUGGAAGCAGAGGAAAGGGAGAAGGAAAGAGCUGAAAGAGAGAAGGAGAAACAGAGGCAGCAUGAGCUGGACAUGGAGAAGUUAAGGCAAGUGCGAAGAGUUCAAGGGGCAGACCGAGAGGAGAGGUUUAAUGUUAGUAGGGAGUUUAGGUUAGUACCUCCGUUCGAGGAGGCGGAUGUUGAUAGUUAUUUCUUGCAUUUUGAAAAGGUGGCAGUGAAAAAGUGGCCUAGAGAUCAGUGGGUGGCAUUGUAACAAAGUGUGUUAAAAGGGAAGGCACAACGGGCAUAUGCGGCGUUGUCUGUGGAGGAGGAAGAGUAUGAGAAUUACGAGGAAGUAAAACAGGCCAUUCUUCGGGCCUACGAAUUGGUACCUGAGGCAUAUGGACAAAAGUUCAGAGAUUUAAAGUAAGUGUGGAAUCAGACGUAUGCAGAGUUUGCCUAUGAGAAGGGUGUGCUCUUGGAUCGUUGGUGUGCGGCAGAAAGGGUGGAAGAGGAUUUUCGUCGUUUCAGGGAGUUAAUUCUGAUUGAGGAAUUUAAAGGUUGUGUUUCGGAUGAUAUCCGGAUGUAUUUGAACGAGAAGCCGAAUAAGUCCAUAUCUGAAUUUGCCAGGUUCGCAGAUGAAUAUGCCCUAACCCACAAGACAAAGUUUUCCUUGAAUAAGAGUUACCAGAAAGACCGUAGGAACGGUAGAGAAAGCCCGCCGGCUGAGGCAGAAAUUCAGCCGGGAGCUAGUGGUAAAAGUAAGGAGGAAGAAAGGCAAGCUGGCAGGAGGGUUCCUGGCUUGACCUGUUUUCAUUGUGGAAGGGUUGGUCAUAUUGCAUCUAAGUGCUUUGCUCCGAGGAAGGAGACAGGAAAAGGGAAAGCAGCAGUCCCUACAGGGUGUAUUGUGUCGAUCAGCAAGUCGACGAGAAAGCCCCAGGGAGAUAAAAAACGAGAGGAGCGUGAGAAAUUUAUUUCGGAAGGGACCAUGUCUGUGAAAGAGGGAGAAACACCAGUUCCAGUGCGGAUCUGGAGAGAUACUGGAGCUGAGCAGUCAUUGAUUCUCAGUAAGGUACUAGAUUUUGGUCCUGAGACGGGAGAGGUAGUUUUGAGAGGCAUCGGAAAAGGGACAGAAGCUGUGCCUUUGCAUAGGAUCAUUAUAAAUUGUGAUCUGGUAUCUGGACCAGUUGAAAUAGGGGUGCGAUCAGAAUUCCCGAGAGCUGGCGUGGACGUCCUUCUUGGUAACGAUUUAGCAGGUGGUGACGUAUGUUCAGCAGUGAAGCUGACGAGCAAGCCUGUAAGUGUUGAGGACCCGCCCCUAGAUUCCAAGAUCUAUCCCGCAUGCGCGAUCACUCGCAGCAUGUCGAGAAAGGCAGCUGAGAAAGAGACCAGUUUAAAUCAGUCCAGUGUUGAUUUGGCUGAGAGGUUUUUACCAACCCUGUCCCAAGAGAGGUUGGGGGUGGUAAAACGGAGAAUAGGGAGGUGAAAGAGAGUAAAGGAGAGGAGAUAGACCUACACUUAGCCAGGAGGAAAUUUAUAGAGGCACGGAGUAAAAAUGAGAAACAGAUAAGGCUGUUAGAAGGUCCAGAGUUGGACAUAGAUGAUCUGUCUGGCUUGACAGAACUGUUUGAAGAAGUUGAAGAAUUUAAAGGUGUUCCCGAUAAUGAAAUAA